Messenger RNA from Lolium rigidum, 1572 nucleotides. Its product is annotated as 5-amino-6-(5-phospho-D-ribitylamino)uracil phosphatase, chloroplastic-like. The record is from RefSeq and is a predicted model, not a curated record. The transcript has 2 exons. Bases 213 to 1256 code for a protein of 347 amino acids. Lineage: Eukaryota; Viridiplantae; Streptophyta; Magnoliopsida; Poales; Poaceae.
AGGGAAGCGCAGCGGACCAAGCCGCCUCCUCUCCACUCUCCCCACUCCCGCCGAUGCUCUCUUCAGCUUCUCUUCCUCCGCCCCCUGUUCUUCCAUCUCCAUCGGGUGAAGUGCUUUGCUAUGUUUCUCGUUGACCAGCCACACAUGAAUUGAUUCGACCUUGCUGCAGAACGGUUGAUAACUUCAGUGGAAGUACACAGGACUUUAAAGAAAUGAUCUCAUCCAUGAGCUUGCUGGACAGCCAGCUUAUUCACAGGCGGUACAGAAAAUGCUGGCCGAGUAACCCUCAUUCCACACUGAACAUGCAUUCAAUUGCAAAAUGUCUGGGUAAAAGCAUGCGGAUGAAGAUGGCACUUCUCAAGCCCCAUGCAACUGGCUUCAAGAGGAACCCUCAGGCCCACGAGGAAGACAAUGUGUUCUACAAAUUAGUUUAUAGGCUCCCUGAAAGCCUUAGCUGGCUGUUGGCAUCACAAGAAAGGGUUAAGAGACCAACUGCAAAGAAGAAACAGCAAAAAGAAGGAACGGUGGCUAGUAACCGGUUUGGUGUGAUCUUGGAGUGGGAGGGAGUUGUAGUGGAAAAUGAUGAUCCAGAUUUGGAGCCCCGGGUGUGGUAUGUAUUAUCACUGGAGGAGGCGAAGACCUUUCCUCCAGAUGCAAUGCUGAAGGAAAUUGAGGGAAUGAGAGCUGAUCAGGCUAUCUCAGAAGUCUUGAACUGGUCAGAAGAUCCAAAAGAAAUUAAAAGGCUGGCAGCACGUAAGGAGUUGAUAUACCAAAAACUCCGAGGCAGGUUCUACAAGCUGCGACCAGGUGUUCUCGAUUUCUUGAGCACCCUUGUGGAGUUUGACAUUCCAAUAGCAAUCGUGGCUUCUCGCCCAAGAACAAGCCUCGAAGAAGGGAUCAAAGCUGUUGGUCUGCAGGGCUACUUUGAUGCCAUAGUGGCGGCCGAGGACUUCCGCCGAGGGAAACCUGAGUGUGAGAUGUUUGAGGCUGCGGCAGAGCAGCUUAGUCUGGAGCCUGAUGCUUGUCUUGUGAUGGGUAGCUCAAACUUGACGACAGAAUCUGCGCAUGCUGCUGGGAUGAGGUGCGUGGCGGUUGCGAGCCGCCACCCGGCCUAUGAACUUCGUGCAGCGAACCAUGUUGUGAGAUGGCUUGACCAGCUCUCGGUUGUUGAUCUUCAGAGGCUUGCUGAUGGUGAGGUUCUUGGGAGCAGGGGCAGACGAUCUGACAUGGACAUGGAGAUUGUGAUCGAGGAGUGAGGUUUCUGCUGCCACUCUACUGAUAUAUGUAGUACUUCUAAAGUUAUAACUAUGUAGUAACUUCAGUAGUGCAUUACAAUUUUGUGACAGACCAAAUAGUGCAACAGAUCAGGAUGAAGAAGCCCGCGUUCACUUCUUGGUUUCUUGUAAUGCAUAACUGUAACUCAUCUACUUAGCUUAGAUGCUUUUAAUCACCAGAGGAGUUGGAAGCAAAGAAACUUUCCACCUUCUAUUUCUUUUGCAUGUGUAGUAUAUUACAUCUCAUAUUGAUUAUAUCCCUCUAGUUUUUAUAGAGAUUAAUGCUGAGUAUUUCGUA